UCUCUACACACGUGUUUUACUGUUUACUUCGGACGCUUGUGAUGGAUGAAACUUGCCAAACAAAUAGACUCUGGUGGUAUUGCUGAGUUUUUUAAGCUAGGAAGAUGUCAAGUACUCCACAACUCACAAUAGAAGACAUCAAAAAGCGUUCUGGACGGGAGAACUUGUCUGAAAUCCGACAGCUCGAGUAAGUAAUCGUUAGAAGAUCUACAGGAAGCUGUUUAAAGAUCGAUCCAAUGGUCAUAUAUUAAAGUUCUUCUCUAGUUUAAUUGUGAAACUUCGCCUUCAUUUCAGAGUGGGACAAAAUAAUUUGGACUGCUUUUAGACUUACUGAGAUGUGAUUUGUUGCUGUUAAUUAGUGCUUUUUUCCUGCAUGUAUGUUUUUUUAAUUUGUUUUUUAGGGGCUCAUGAUCGUGAUAGAAGUGACUAGCUCCGCCUGCGUCAACAUGUGACACAUUAACACAUGAAUGACGCAGCAUGCUCGUUAUGUUUAUAUUUAGAUUGUGGUCGUUUCAAGGAAAACGGUAGCUCUUUUUUAUAAUACUUCAGUCCUGCAUGCAUUAUUGAUAUUGCAACUGGACUUGACAACUAUUGAGUAAUUUGCAACAACCACGUUGCCGCACAUCUGAUUUCCAUUGUGAAUGUUGUUCGAGAACAUGUGAUCAACUCCAUGCGCGGGAAAGUCUUUUGAGUUAGUUGUCAGUUUAAUUUGUGCAUAUUCUGCUCAUGGCAAUUUCAUUUUGAUCCUCUGUUUGCCAUAUGUCAUUAUUCAGAGAGAGUUGUAUGGCUUUCAUACAUUACCUUAGCUCAAGCGAUAAAGUUUUCUGAAUUUAAGUUCUAAGAAAAGUUUGUAGACUGUAAGGAGAAUUGAUUUUGAAGUAUUGAUAAUGAAUGGUUUAAGAAUGGUUGAAUUGGGAUAUAGUUAGAGAUGUUUUGAAGUCUAUUAAUCCAAACAAAGCAGUAGGCCCUGAUAAUAUUUUUCCUAAAGAUCUUAAAUUGGCACAGGACUCUGCUAUUCAGGGUCUGCUAGAGGUGUUCAAAAAAAGCAUGGACUGUUGUAAGUUCCCUCAACAAUGGAAGGAGUCAUUAGUUACACCUGUUUUUAAGAAAGGGAACAGGCUGGAUCCUAACAAUUACUGACCUAUAUCCUUGCUUAGUACACCAGGAAAGCUUCUUGAGAAGGUAGUGUGUGACUCACUUGAUGAUCACAUGUUAUCCAAUGGCAUUCUCACAGAUAGACAAUGGGGAUUUAGGAGGGGCUAUUCAACGGAGAGCCUCCUCCUUCAUCUCACUGAGUCCUGGGGGAGUGCCCUGGAUAGAGGCCAUAAGGUUGGAGUCUUAUUCAUUGAUUUCCAUAAAGCUUUUGAUUGUGUCAACCACAGUAUUCUUACUGAGAAACUCAAGGCUGUUGGCUUGGCAGGUGAUAUGUGGAAAUGGAUCAAUGACUAUCUCUCCAACCGUGUACAAGGGACUAGUGUAAGUGGGUCUAGAUCUGAUAGAAUCCCCAUUAGAGCUGGGGUCCCUCAGGGAUCCUUACUAGGACCAAGAUUGUUUGCAUCUUAUGUUAAUGACCUCCCUGAAUCUAUUACCAGUGGAGAAGUCUAUAUGUAUGCUGAUGACACAACAAUAUAUGUAGUAGGGAAUACUGUUGAUGAAAUAACAACAGGGUUACAGGCUGUUUUGGACCAGGUUAAUUCCUGGUGUCUUAGUAACAGAUUGAUUCUACAUGAAGGUAAAUCCGAGGCAAUGGUCUUAAGUACUACCCCUUCAUAGGUCCUUUGAAACAGCUGAAGUGGGGUAUGGACACCAUUCGGUAUGUGUCCUCCACCAAUUGCCUUGGGGUUACAAUUGAUGAUAAACUCUCUUGGUCUCAGCAUGUUGCAUUGGCUAGAUCUGCAUUUAAUGCCAAAGUUAAAAUGUUGAGACGUAUAAAUUUCCUAUGUACAUCUAUCUUGGAGACUUUUUUACUAUAGGAUAGUUAUACCAAGUGUUCUAUAUGGAAUUGCAAUUUGGGGUCUGGAUCCAAGCUUAAAGAUCUAGAAAUGAUUCACAUCAGGGCUGCCAGGCUAAUUCAUAAGAUACCAAAUAGUUUUGGGGAUAAUGAUGUACUUUCUAAGGUUGGCUGGAUGCCUUUAGAGUAUUUUUAUAAGCUACGUAUCUUAACUAUUACAUAUAAUGCUUAUUAUAAUUUAGGGUUGCGGGAAAUUAAUUGUUUGGUGACCAAGAACUCUAACAGUUAUAACCUAAGGAAAUCCCUGAAUGUUGUACUUAAUAGGCCCAAAACCGAAUUGGGUCGUGGUCCUUUGCUCAUAGAUCUGCAGUAGCAUGGAAUGCACUUCCGAUAAUGUUAAAGAUUCUCCAAAUUUAUCUAUUUUUAAAUAUAACUUAAAACAAUCCAAGCAAACUGUUAUGAAUAUUAAUUUUGAAAAGGGAGGUAAUGUUAUACAAAACAUGAAACCAAAUUUUCACUAUUACUAAAACUUUAUGGUUUACUUGAUUUAUUCAACUUAUAAAUUUUAUCAUAUCUGUAUUUUAUAUAAUUAUAGACUAAUUAGUUUAGGCAGGUCCACAUCAGCUGUAAAGUUGCGCAAAUUUUAACCUGCGUUAUCAAAUAAAGUUAUGUAUGUAUGUAUGUAUGUAUGUAAGAUGAGAUUCAGAGCCCUGGAAAAUUCAAUCUCAGUCUUGCAAAAGUUCUGGAAAUUUGUCUCUGAAAAAGGGUGGGAACCCUGAGGUAAAAGCAUUGUCAUAAGGUUUAAUUGUGGUGUUUGUGUUAUUGUUGUGAUACAGUAGUUUGUGUAUAAAAUACCAAAUUGACAUAAGAUUCUGAAUCCAUGGAGUUGCAGUUGUUUAUUUAGGAGAGGGUAAUCUGAUCACAUGUGCUUUUAAUUCUCCUAUAAUGACUUCCACACAGUUAAUUGAAAUAUUAGUCAAUUUUUCAAAGAACAUUCCUUUUCAGUACCAUUACCAGGAAGAGGACACCUUACUGUUCCUAGACUAGAAAUUGGUCUGUGGAAACGUUGUGUUGUCAACAGAAGUAUUACUUGUUAAUUCAUCAACUUUGUUCAAUUUCCAAUUUUAGUUUAUCUGGUCUUGGUUUGACUUGCAUCCCAAAUGAGCUGCUUCAACAGUUACCAAAUCUUGCAGAGCUCAAUCUGUCAAAAAACAAACUAUCAGAUGUUAACAGUGAAAAAGCUUUUCCAAAACUCAAAGUUUUAAGUGCGGCCAGCAACCAGCUUAGUAAUGUGGAUGGACUGACAGCAUUUCCUAACCUGAUUAGUUUGGAUGUCACUAGUAAUCCAACCCUUGAGGUAACAAAUUUCAUGUUGCAUGUUAACUAUGAAGAAUGGUUUUUAUUUUCAACAUUGCCAUAAGUCUUCCAUUCAUGUAUAAUUGAGAAAUAGUAAGAUUAUCCUGAUAGAUUGUAUCCUGGUUUAUGGUCUCCCCAAAAUUUUGUAAAGUGUUAAUAUCGCUGUGUACUGCGAACUACAGAUUUCACUGAAAUUGUGUAAUGUAUAGCAAAAUAUAUAUGGUUUGGAUUUUUCCUCUGUCUUAACCCUUUAACUCCCAGAAGUGAUUAACUUCUCCCCAAAAUAUCCAUGCAUUAUCCAGCCAAUUGAAAUACUCAUGCUUAUCAGGGAGAAGUUUUUAUCUUAAACUAACACCAAAUUCUCAUAACUUAUUUACAAGUAAUUGUGUGCCAGUUAUAGGGGAGAAUUGAAAAUCAUAUCAUGGGAGGUAAAGGGUUUUAUUUCUCCAACCUUUUUGGUUUUGCUCUGUCUUUGACCUAGAUAAAGUAAUCUGUGAUGAAGAAAAGCAAAACUAAAUUUGGUUGAAAUGCUCUAAGCUUGAGAGUGAAUUGAUUAAAAAAAAAAUUUAUCAAUUGUGUUGAUCUCUUUCCCUUCAGGUCUCAGACAAAUACAAACUGGUGUCUAUCUGCCCUUUGUUAAAAACUCUGGAUGGGAAAGUUAGUAUUUGAAUUCUAAAUAAGUGUAUAUCUUAAUGCUUGUCACACCAACUGUCUUUGAAAGAGGAAGUUAUGUCAGUGAUUAAUGUGAAGUCUGAUGAAAUGCUGGGGGUGAACUUGUGAUGGACUCGCAUACCUUCCAGUAGGAAUAAUCCCAGUCACUUCAUGCCUAAGAAACCAGGAUAAACUUCGGCUGGCCGGACCACUUGGCUAGAGUACAAACUUUACAUUUUUAUUGGGUGUGGGAAUUUUGACUGUGGAGAUAAAGGUCCAGGUUCAAGCCAGAUUGUGUAACAGUGUUGUAUUCUUUGGUGAGACACUUGAAUUCUCAGUACUACUCUUUACCCAGGGGUAUGGAUGGGUACUAGCAAACUGUGCCCUCGGCAAAAUUGUUGUAAGGUUACCUAUGUUUGUUUAGCAUUCAGUCUAGUAUGAAAAACAAUUAUUGUCCUAGUAACUUCAUGCUGUGGAAGUCUGGACAAGCUAUUUUCUCACCAUGAUGGUUAAUUUUAUUUUUCAAUGCUCUGAGAUAUUCAUGUAGCAGGUGCAAUAAUUUAUGCUAUGUUAUGAGCCUUUUUUUUGUUUUUUUUUGUUUUUUUUUGUUUUUUAAUCAAGGGAUUUAAUAGUUUUUUGCUAUCUGAAAGUGCAAAUUUUUUAUUAUAUAUCUACAAGUGUGUAUAUUUUAAAUCAUUUUCUUUUGUUUUUGUUUACAGGAUAUCAGUCUGAUGAGGGAUGCAGUAAAUAGAUUGGAUUCUACUAUGACACAAAAGGUUGGCAAAAAAUACCAUUUAAUGACUAAUUCAUGGGAGCAAUGACCACAGGGGAAUUAGUUAGGUUUUGAAAUUAAACAGAACACAUUAUUCUAUACUAUAUAUAAAAAAAUGCCAAGAUCCUGAUGGUGCUGUCCUUCUUGAUGGUGCUGUCCCCAGCAAGAUAAAUUUCAAAUUAUCUGUGGUGUUCCUUCUACACAUUGUCUUUGGAAUGUGGAUUGAACAUUUUUGGUCUUGUCAGUCAGAUAAUUUGAAUCCUAUCCUAAUCCUUUUUUACCUGCAAUGUACAGCUCAUUUUUUUUGGCUUUUUCUUUUGUUUUAAUUGUCUUUGUAGAUAGCUGACAUUUGGAGUGAGAAAUUCAACACAAAGUACAAUCAGUUAGAUGAAGAUAAAAGAACUGAACUUGAAAAUGAGUUUAUUGAAAAGCUCAAGGUAAAUAUUAAUUUUUAUUACUGCAGUGGAUUUUGCAUUAACCCUUUACACUUUGGCAUCAGUAUACAUAUCUUGUAAUCUCGUUCUGUUCUUUAUACACUUCAUUUGGUACUGACAACGAGAAUGUGUCAAACAAUUGUUUUGUUUUAGUUGAUGAUCAUUUCAUUUAUUCUUAUGACUUCAAUGUUUGAUUCAGUAGGGAUUCUGUAAGGAGAAAUUAGAGGCCAGUCAGGGUUAAUCCACUGUCUUGUGAAUACUUCAUCUUAGUCUCUUUUCACAAAUUGAAAGUGCUUUGACAGACAUAAUCAAAAAUGGCACUGUAGAUAAAAUUUGCUUGAAUCCUUCUCUUUUGUAGAAAAAAAUAUAUAGUUUACCAUUAUCUAGAACUGCACAGGAGAGUGGUAGAUUUGAUCUGUAUCUGGGAGAGUGGACACACAUGAUACACACUGCUGUACACCAUUCUCAAGACAUAUUCAAGUCCAUUCUGUGUUAUUUUGUCUUAGUUUCCAUCUUUGUAUGUCUUUCUUUCCGUCUUUAUUUUUCUUUCCAUCCUCUUAAUUUAUUUUUAAUUUAUUUAAGGAAAGAAAAUGUGAAAAAAGGUGACCUACCGAAAAACGUGUUUAAAACAUUAAUAUGUAUAAUUAUUCUUUCGUGCCUCUGCACAGUCACAUGUGUGUUGGUAUUUUAACCCUUGUUCAUAUGUCCUUUGUCCACCUUGUAUGAAUUAACCCUUUAACUCCCAGAGGUGAUUAACAUAAAACUUCUCCCUACAAUAUCCACACAUUAUUCAGCAAACAGGUGAUGAGAAUAUUCAAACUUAUCAGGUAAAAGCUGUUAUCUUGAUCUAGCACCAAGUUCUCAUAACUAAUUUACAACGAAAUGUGUUGCAGCUACAGGGGAGAAUCAACAAUCAGAUCUUGGGACUUAAAGGGUUAAGUUUCUAAUUUGUUCAUUUGUGAAUCACUUUCAGUCUGAAGUUACUUGUGGCCCUGCAAUGCUGAAGAACUACAGGGAAUACAAGGUAGUUAUUGCUAAUUAACCUGGAUUGAUAAUUCUUUUGUCAAAGAAUGAUGAUGUAGAUGUACAAUUUUAAGGAUGUUUACUAAAAAAAAAGUUAUUUAAACAGCUCACAGUUUUAGGAAAGCUCUAUUUCAAGAAAAUUAAGGGUGAGGAAAAGAUCAGUGAAGAACCACCUAAUAAAAAACAGAAAACCAGUCAAGGUAUGAUAAAUACACAUACAUGAAUGCAUUGUGUUAUAUUGUACAGGUUCCUAUUCCUUGCAAAACACUCAAAGAGGUAGAGUGCUGAAAUCAUUGCCAAAUUCCCUUCUGAUAUUUGUUAAUCAAAAGCUCUUUAAACACUGGAUGCAAAUAUGGCGGAAUACCUGGUUGGCCCUGGUUGAGUCACACAAAAGUGAGGCCAAUAAAAAUGGGUGACAUUACCUUUGAAAAAAAAAAUCUUAAUUUUUGGUGUUUUGUCCGACUAGUUACCUUUACUAGUAAAUUUAAUCCUUCAACCUCUAAGAGUGAUCAGCAUCUAAUUUCUCCUUAGAAUAUCACCCCUGAACUGGUAUUAAGCUAACAAGAAUAAAGAAAAUGAUCAGCAACUAAAGAAGUUCUUGAUCUUUAGAUAAAUUCUCCUUGUCAGCACCUUAGGAAAAAUAUGGAGAAGAGUAUGGAGAAGAUAUACAAACUGAUGUUAUGGUGUAAAGGGUCAACACUUUUCAUACCAAAGUCGUGUUUUGUAAAGAAAUCCCUUCAAUAUCGUUACCUUGUGCAAAAAUAAAGUGAUAUGAAUAAACAAACUUAGCAAAGCAGAAAAUGGGUUUUUGAGAAAUUGUGGGACUUGUUUUGGACUGUUCUUGGAGUAUUUUGGUAACUUUAAUCUGGAAUUGCCAUAUUCUCCAAACCUGCAAGAUGCUGUUUGGUAUCUUAAGUUAUCCUUCAAGUCCUCCAGUGUUUUCCAAGCCGUUUCCACUCUCCAAUUCUUUCAAAAACAGACUGAAAUUAAAAAAAAUAUAUGAUUGAAUUUCCAUUAACAAAUUCUAGCUUGUUAGUUAUAUCUGUCAUUUGCUCCAAAUGUAAUGUACAGAGUGAUGGUUUUGGCAUGACAUUGGUAAUGAGGGGUAAUGAAGUAUUGUGGUAUUUUGUGAUUUUCUUGGCAAUAUUGCAGAAUUUGCCAAAUUUUUUGCAGUAUUUUGGUGUUCAGAACCCCCAAUGUCCCCUCCCAUAUCAUAUAGAGGGUGUUGUCAUCAAGAAACAUAAAAUCUUUUAGAUUAAAUGUAUGGAAAGUAGCAAGAAGAAAGAACUGCAAAUCAGAUCUGGGAGAUGAGGAAUUAAAGAUUUUACCUUGUCUCAUAUUUUAGUUAACGGUCAAGCUGAAGUUGCAAAUGAUGCACGAGACAAACCAAAGAAAUCAAAAACAGCAGAAGGGAAAGUGACUAAAAAGAAACGAAGAACACAAGGGAGAGAAAUCAAGGUUAUUAAUUUUACUAUUAUUUUGAUUUGAAUCUGUCACCACUGACAAAUGUUAGCUCCUUCUAAAGUUAGGGGAAGUUAGCUUCAAAGCGAGAAGGCUCAUCUUAAUAAUGAGAAUUAUAAUGUUAACCAGCUGAGGAGCUCUCUGUGUUAAUUAAGUGAGUCACUAUCAUGAAAUCUUAUCAAACCCUUAAUUAAAGUUAUUACAGUGACUGGUUUAUUUCCUUAUUCUACAGGCUGAGAACAGCAGUCCUGCUUAUUGUCAGUUUGCUGUGUCUCAUUUACUUCAAACACAUUCACUAAACAAUGAUCCCACAGACAGAAAGACUCAAGUGUGGGGUUGUGAGUUUGAACCAGAUCCUGAGAGAGAAGGUAAGGAGGGCAUGUUUUUUCUAGAUCUGAUUGUUAAUUCUCCCCACUAGCUGCUACACAUCCUUGUAAAUUACUGUAGUUGCAAGAAUUUGGUGUUAGAUCAAGACAACAACUUUCACCUGAUACAUUUGAGUAUUCUCAUUACCUGGUUGCUGGAUAGUGGAUGGAUAUUGUGGGAAGAAGUUACAUUUGAGUCAGUUCUGGGAGUUUAAGGGUCAGAAUGACUUCUUCUUUAUGGGUUAAUCGUUCAACAAGUUCUUUCUUUGUGCUGUUAGGUCACACAACCACAACUUGUGCUACAUGUGGAGGAGAUUCUGUUUGCUUUGUGGACUGCAGCACUGGACGUGUCAUGAAAAAAUACAAACAACCUGGAGAAACAUUUUACUGCGUAGCAUGGACUACAGUUUAUUUAGACUAUGAUUCAGAAAAGAAACGAAAAGGCAACCUUAUUGCUGCAGGAGGUUUACAAAAUGACAUUAAAAUAAUAGAACCUAAUCAGCUAGUAUGCUUUGAAGAAAUUCAGGGACACAAAGGAGUUCUAGAAUGUCUUGUUUUUCACCCUCAUCAUCCCACAUGGUUGCUAAGUGCUGCUGAUGAUAACACUAUUAUGGUGUGGGAAAUAGGUCUGCCUAAAGCAGCUGAGUACCAGGGAAAAUCACAGUAAGUCCCUUUUUUUAUCAGUGUAUAACUAAUGAAGAAAUGAAUUCCAUGGUGCUUUGUGUCGGUUUAGUAAUAGGUUACUAUGGUGACCCCUAGGAACAAAACACUUCCCAGAUUGAUUUCUUCUUCUUCUUAAUUCAAGCUUGUGGUUUAUAAAAUAUUUUAGAUGUCUUGGGGUCCAGUGAAUUCCAUGAAAAUCAAAACUGACGCGUUUUAAUGUCCUCUGCUCCUAUCAGCAACUACACAUUCUUUAACUGAAUUAAACAUUUCUUCACAAACAUAGACUGGUAAUCCCCUUGCUAUAAACUAUAUUUUGAAGCAGUAAUAAUAGUAUCCCAAACAAAAACUUUAUGGUAAUGUUCAGUGAUUAGUGAGCACACAGCACUUGUAGUGAGUGACCAGCUAUUUUAUGGCAAAUCUAAUUCUGGUAUUUUGGAAUCUGGGAAGUGUUUUAAAAUCUUGGAAGUGUUUUGGAAUCCAGGAAGUGUUUUUACAACCUGGGAGGUGUUUUGAAAUCUGGGAAGUGUAACAUUAUCAGGGAGAGAUUGUAUUUUAUUCAACAUCAGAUUCCUAGAACUAACAUUUUGAGAGUUAUGGCUGACAGUUAGAAGAAUUUGAUCUCAGAUCCUUGUAGUAGAAGGGUUAAUUCCAAUUUACAAAAAUUCAUGACACCUUUAACCCAAUACACCCUAACAUCAGUAUGGAUAUUCUCCAUACUGUUCUCUAUACAUUUUCUUAGGUGCUGACAAGGAGAACUUGUUUAACAAUCAACAUCUUUAGUUGUUGAUCAUGUCCUUUAUUCUCAUGACAUUAAUGUUUCAUUCAGAGGUGAUAAUGUAAGGAGAAAUAGGAUGUUAAGCACUCUUAGGGGUUAAAGGGUUUCCUCACUAAGGGUAAUUCUAGUUUAAUAAUAUAUGUAUUUUUAUUUUUGUGCAGACUCCUGCUGACAUUGAAAUCUCGUUCAAUAGUGCGAUUAUUUUCAAUUCCUCCACAUGGCAAAGUAGUUAUUGGAGGAUGUGACGAUGGCUGUUAUGUCUGGAAUCUAUUUGAUAGUGAAACUGAUAAAGGAGAUAAAAAGGAUAAAACAAAGUAAGACUUUUGUUUUUCCUAAAAUGCAUUUUCUUUUUUUAUGUGGUGAUUUUUUGUAGAUUUUCAGCCAAGCUCUUCUUUCUAAAUUAAAGGGAAUAUGCCUUCUUGUUGUUGUCAUUGAUAUUUUUUUGCUGUUUUAAAAAGCAGCCUGUCUUAUUCUUCUGAUGAUUUAAAGAUUUACAAGUCUCUGAGGCUUAUCUCUUUCAAUGGAUCCAAAUGAUGAUAUCAGAAGGAUGUUUGAUAAUUUCUGUGCUCUGUUCAUAAAACAAAAAGCACAGCUGCCAAAGAAAUUCAUAACACUCAUGAAUUCAUUCUUCUCUGCCUAUUUGGCAGCCACUGACUUAAACCCUAGAUAUCCCAAUGUUUAAAAAUUUUGUAUUUCUUUUAUUUAUUUUUUAUUUUGCAAGAGCAUAAUAGUGACUGUGUUGGUCUUGAAAAUAGCAGAAGUGCAAGCCUUUCAAAAUGUCUACCUCUGUUUUUUAGGACAUAUUUUGGAAAGUUAGAUUUUCCUGGUAAAAAGACAAUUCCUUUAGACAGUAUUGUGUGCUUGUCAAACAAUAUGAUCGGUAAGUUUGACUCACUUUUUCUUUGAGUGGAAGGAUAGGAUGGAUCCAGUAGAUGGAAUAAUUUAUUUGUUGUGGAGUUUGUACUUGUAUUACUGGAAGGUGUGUGGAGUUAAAUUGUGGGCUCUAUUUAUUGUAAAACAACAUUGUCAUUAGUCAUAGAAGCCAAUAUGGAAGAUAUACAUGAAAUUAAAUGAUUAGAUAGUUAGGAUUUAGAAUUUUUGUAGAAGUAGUGCUAGUCUCCUGAUGUCUUUCUUGUUUUUCUUCAGCUACUAAACGAGUUGAAGAAGGUUGCAUUCAUAUUUGGCACUCAGAGUCAGAAAUGAUGAAGGUAUGUUGAGUUUGAAUUAUUAUUUAUUCUUCUCUGUCUUUUGCAAGUUUUCUAAAAGGUCUAUGACAGGCUUCUUCAUCCUAGCCUUUUCCAUCUGUUCAUGUAGUAUAUGAGGUGUAAUACAGUCAUGCCUGUAAUAAGCUGAUUUUUGUCAACUAUUCAUCCUACAUUAAGCAGUAAACUAUUACAUUGCCAUAAUAUACACCCCAUGUGUUCUGUAAAUUAGACUCAAUUACAGAUUCACUUCUUUGAUGGAGGGUCCCCUAUACUUGUAAGGUAAAGCGCGAUUGGGCAAUUUCUUUUCUCGUGAAUCAUGAUUUGAUUUUUCUUUUGAUAAGAUGAUAAGAUCUUUUCAUGUCCAUUUGAACAUUUUUUUUCUUAUUUGAACAUGACCCAUGGAUGAAGAGCUGAAUUAAAAGCUACUCGUGAUUCAGUUAGUUUUGCAUGAUGAAUUUUUAGCACUUUUUUUAGUAUUAGUAUUAUGCUCAAGUGGCUGUGGUUAAGUUUUGACCAAGGUUUUGACAGGACAUGGACUUUAUUUGGAUUGACAAAAGUCAUAAAACAGACCAGUAAUGGUUCUUGAACAUUAAGAUUUUACAUUAAGAUAAGACUGGUCAAGUCUAAAAAAAGUUAAAUUUGCGAAUUUUGUGGAAUUUCUUGUGGUUUUUCAUUUUUAUGUGAAACAUGAUCAUCAUGAAUUUUGUAUGAAUGUGAAGUAAUUUUGAAAUUAUUGGUGAUAAGUGAAAAGGAUAAAUAUUUUUAGGAAACUGAGGUUUACAAAUGGUUACUCCAAAGACCCUCUUCAAGUGGACAUAGUCUUCCCACAGACUUUCUAUAGGGCUGAUGUUUUUGUAAUCCAUGCCUAUUAAACAGUCACUGUGCUAAAUAAGAGCUGAGCAAGACCACCAGAAGGGGUAUCAAAACAUAAGUAUUGCUGAUCUGAGUGAAGUAAAUGAUUUGUUUUGUUGGAUUGUUUUGCAGAAUGACUUCAGAGUGGCUCACAAGCUGCCAUGGAGACUCACUGAAGUACCUUUCUUGAAAUUCAGCUUUGUACCAGGUUUGUCAAUCUUGCAUCAAUCCUUCCACUCCCAGGAGUGACCAACAAGCAAUUUUUCCCCACAAAUUUAAUCCAUUAUUGAGCAGAAAGGGCAUGAUAAUUUAAUAGGAUCAUCAACUAAGGGAUAUCUUUUGGUUUUACGACAAAUUCUUAAAACUGAGGAGAUAAAAAUUGCAUGAUGGACAGCAAGGAGAAUCAUUACUGUCAGCUUGAGAGUGAAAGGCUUAGUUAACCCCUGAGAGUGACCAGUAUCUAAGUUCUCCUAACAAUAUCAUCCCUGAAUCACACAUUUAGGUCACAAGAAUAAGGGAAAUAAUCACCAACUAAUGAAGAACUUGAUUGUUAAACAAAUUCUCCUUGUCAGCACCUUAGGAAACGUCUAGAAAACAGUAUGGAGAAUAUGUAUACUGAUAUUAGUGUGUAAAAGGUUAAGAAUCGCAAGUUGUGGUAAAAUAAGACAUGCUUUCUUUUGAUUGACCUCUGUGUGUGAUCUGCAUUUAGUGAAAAGUUAGGGAUAUAUAACAAACAUAAUUUCAACAGACUGGAAUAAAAUUGUUUCAACUUGUCAGUUUUUGCAUAACCAUUUUUUUAAACAAUAUCUGUUCCAGCAUGCUCAGUGAUGUUGGCCGGAGAUGAUGUAGGAUCUGUUUGGUUGUAUGAUGUUGCAUCAAAUGUGUUGGCGACAAAGAGUGAAGAUGUAAAACAAACACAGGUAAGGAGUAUUGCAUGAUUUCUAUGUAGUAUUUCAAGAUACCCUUUUCUAUAACAGUUACCUGUUAUAUAGGGAAACAAUAAAUUGGAAUCCACUCUGCUGAGGGUUUUUUUUUUUUUACUUUUACAUAAUAAGUAUAAAGUGCAGCUCAGAGGUGAACACCCAAAAAUGCUAGCAAAAAUUGCACAUUUCGAUUGGUUCCUAGUUGUGAUCUAUUAGAGGGCAGACACAUAGAUGACAUCACCAUUAACCCUUUAACUCCCAUGAGUGACCAAGACAGAAUUUCUCCUUACAAUAUCAAUAUGAUAUCAAGCAGACAAGUUAUGAGAAUAAAGAAAAAUAUCAGUUAGAGGAUAAUAAGUUGACCCAAUACUAAAUUCUCCAUACUAACAUCACAAGAACCUUAUGGCAGACAAUAAUGAGAAUUACUAAUGAGAUCUUGGGAGUUUAAGGGUGAACAGCAGUUCAUUUCUCUAUUGUAUGAAUCAAAUAGAUUCAAUGUUGCCGUAUGUCUGUUCAGUAAUAGAUCACAGGUAGAGUCAGAUUGUGGUAAGAACAAGAAAGAGGCACAAAAGGCCCAGACAAGUGUGUUGCUGAUGUAGAAAAAUGAUGAAUUUUGACCUUUCCUUGUUUGGUUUAUUUUUUUUUAGGUUCUGGCCUGUCCAAAUGAGACAACAAAAGUGUUUAACCAAGUCAGUGCAAGUAGUAAUUUGGAUUACAUUGUGGCUGUUGCAGACACUAAUGUUGUGUGCAUUUGGAAACGACUCAGAAUUGAAGAUGGCAGUUCUCAUUUAUGACAUCCUGCUUAAUACAGUUCAAGAAAUCAUUUUAUUUAUACAUGAAGAUAGUUUACUUAGCAAUAUUAAGAAAGACAUUGAUGUUAUUAGCCUUUAAUCAUCCCAGAGCUGCAUCAUUUAAAUCAGACGCCAAAGGGGAACAGUGAUUCUUUAGUGUACAAUUACUGUAGAGUUGUGCUGGACUCUGGUCACAUGGCACAUAAUAAGAUGAGCCUCAGUUAGUAGGGAAUUAGUAUGAGCUUCAAUGGGUGAUUUGUAAUUCUCUCCACUAUGUUAUGUUUUCUGUAAAUGAGUUGAGAGAAUUUGGUGCAAUAGAGCAGUUUUUAACAGAGUGUUGCAAAACCAAAACCAAAAUAAUCACAUUGACCAAUAUGAAAAUACCUUUGACCCUUUAACUCCCAGAUCAAAUUUGUACCUCUCCUCACUGACAACCAUACAAUUUUCAUAAUGUUAGCGCAGAGAAUUUAGUAUUGGAUGAACCAAUUAUUCCCAAAUUGAUAUUAUUCUUUAUUCUCAUCACUUAUCUGGUUGAAAUUGUCUUGAUAUUGUAAGGAGAAAUUCUGUGUUGGUCACUCAAAGGAGUUAAAGGGUUAAGAGCCAAUGAGAACUCAAAGGAAGAACAAACAAACUGCCUAAAGUGCUGGAAAAAAAUGAGUAACUAUGAGUUGAUUGGUUUUAGUUUUGCAUCUGAUUGGUUGAGAGGAUGGCGUGAGUUUUCUGGACCAAUGAGAAUGAAGUAGAACAAAAACAAAGGAAUCAUGGAUUACUCUUGACACUCCAUUGAAAAUUUCUCUAUCAAGAUAACACAUUUUAGUUUCCUAUUUCCACAAUCUAAUUGUUACAAAACAUAUUGAUGUUGUAUUUCCUAUGCAAGUUGAGUUUUUUUUGUUUUUGUUUUCUCUUUUUCUCUCCUCAUUUUUGGGUCAACUAUUAUAUGAUUAUAUUGUGGCAUUUUCAUUAGUUAGGUAAAGCAUCAGUGCUUGAAAUUUCCCAGGAAUAAGAACUUUCCAUCAUGAAUCCAAUGGAAAUUAAGUGUGCAGAUGUUUGCUGUUUAUAGUAAACAUAAUAGUUGGGCUUCUUCUUAAAUGGAAACCCUACAAAUGGUAUUGGAAUUUCCAUGCAUCCUCGUUACUGUUGUUUUUUUUUCUUUGUUCUUUUGGUUUCAAUCAAACUACAGUAAUAGUAAAGCUUUGCAAGUGAUAAGUAUUAAGGCAUGGCACUACAUAAAUUAAGUUUGAAACCAGUUUUUGUUGUGUUUAUGUAAGCAAUGAAAAUUUACAAAGUUUAUUUCACUGCUGAAUACAACUUCUAAAGCCAGGGAUUGGAAAGGGGUAUCUACUCUUGUGUGGUGAGACAUAGCAUUUUUUUUUUUUUUUUAUAUUGCUCACCUGAAACUUUUAUCUCAACUGUUUCAAUUAAACAAUCUCAGUACGUUUUACUUGACUUUGUUACAAGGUAGCAUCAGCCCUAAUAAAUAGUACUUUGCAAAAGCAUGGACAUGCUGAGAACUGUUUAAGAAGAAAAAUAGGAUUUUAUUGGGGAAAGCUCCUGUUGAGAAUUUAACUGCUGGAAGUAUUAUGAUUAGAGCAAUUUUUGGUUGAGCAUCAAAAGUAAUCAAGGAUUUAAGAUUGCUCCAGAUUUUCUGGUUUGCUUCCUUAUUUUGAAUUUUCAUCAGCCACUUCUAGAAUUUUCCUUUCUCUCCAUCGGCAAUUAAUUUGAUUAUGGUUUCACAACAAUCCAUUGAAAUAUGCUCUAAUCUAACACACUUGGGCCAGUUCUUACUGCUCAGGAUCAGUUUCUUACCAGACUUGGCAACCGUUCGUUUCUGUUAGUAAAUGAUAAUAUCAAGUCCAUUUAAUAAAACAGUACACUUAAGUAAUUUUGUAUCUUUAAAUAAAAGUUUUCAAUUCCUGUAAAUGUUAAGCCAUACUUGUUCAAUACAAUUUGCAUUCUCAUAACUUGUAUCCAUGGUAUUAAGUAUCAUAUUUGGGGUCGAGAUCUCUCAACCAGCCAUAAUUAUAAUCUGUUAAUUCAUAAGAGUGACUGGCAUCUAGUUUCUCCUCACAAUAACAUUGUUGAAUUGGAUGUCUGGGUUAGAAGAAUUAAGGAAAUGAUCACCAUUUGAAGAAACUCUUGAUUGUUAAACAAAUACUUAUAGUCAGUCUCUUAGAGGAUGUAUAGAGAACAGUAUGGAGAAUAUUAAUACUGAUGUAAGGGUUUAGGAGGUUAAAAGUGAGGUGCAAGUGAAAAACUUGGUCAGGACAUUUAACGAGAUGACAAAGGUG
Molecule: messenger RNA, 15510 nt
Organism: Pocillopora meandrina
Lineage: Eukaryota; Metazoa; Cnidaria; Anthozoa; Scleractinia; Pocilloporidae
Source: the annotation of a GenBank genome assembly